AUGUCGGCCUCAGGAGCUCUCCCCGAGAGUACUCUCAAGCUUCUUAGCCAGCUUGCGCCGGCCACAUUUGCAGACACAGCAGCUCUUGCCGCUGCUGGACUUCUUUCGGCUGCCUACGUCCUCCGUGGAUACACAUGGGACAAGUCUGAUCCGUAUGACUACAUUUGGUAUGAGAAGCCCCAGCAAGGAGCUGGUGGCAGCGCUGCGAAAAGAUCAAAGAACAUAGCCGAGAGGCUCGAAGAACUGGGCAAAGAUGUCGUUGUUUUUUGGGGCUCACAGUCGGGCACUGCGGAAGGUUUCGCAAACCGUCUUGCAAGAGAGCUGCACCAACGCUUUCACCUAGAAACCAUGUCGGCCGACCUCUCAGACUACGACGCCGACACGAUUGCACAGAUUCCACAGACGAAGCUAGCCAUUUUUAUUCUUUCUACAUAUGGUGAAGGCGAUCCCAGCGACAACGCCGGCAUGUUCUGGGAUUGGAUUACCAAACUCCAAGACAAGCCGUUGGCAUCGCUCCGUUAUGCGGCUUUUGGCUUGGGCAACAGCAACUACAGAUACUACAACAGAGUUGUCGAUGUAGUCGACAAAGCCCUGGUGGACACAGGCGCAUCUCGUCUGGCACCUGUUGGUCGUGCUGAUGAUGCCGAAGGCGCCACAGAGGAAGAUUUUCUUUCGUGGAAGGACGACCUGUAUAAGGUCUUCCGCGAGACACUGAACCUGACGGAGCAUGAGGUGAAGCAUGAGCCUUCUCUUGCAGUGGUUGAGGACGAGUCUUUGGAGCCUCAGGACCUUCACAUUGGCGAGCCUGUCCACCUCAUCGAGGGUUCUGGCAAGUCCACCGCCAACUCAGCAAUCAAGCCUCUCAAGAUCAAAAACGUCAUCGACCUGUUCUCUUCUCCUGGCCGCAGCUGUCUGCACUUGGAUCUCGAGCUCGACAGCAGCUCCCAGCUUACAUACAAGACUGGUGACCACCUUGCGGUGUGGCCCAUCAACCCCAACGAGGAAGUCGAGCGUCUUCUGGCGGUGCUCGGACUUUCGGACCGUCGCAAUAUCCCCAUCAGCAUCAAUGCACUUGAUGCUGCUGUAAAAGUGAGAAUUCCUACACCAACAAACGUCGAGACCCUAUUCAGAUACUACCUCGAAAUCUGCGCCGCUGUUCCCAGAGACACCGUUCGUGGGCUUGCCCAAUUUGCGCCUUCAUCAGCUUCCAAGGAAUUUCUCUUGAGCCUUGGCCGCGACAAGGACAACUACGCCAGUUUCCUUGCUUCAAAUCAUCUUACAAUUGGCAGAUUGCUGGAGCUGGCAGCCAAGGCAGAUGGAGCGCAAGCAGCAGGCUUGUGGUCCGGCAUUCCUGUGUCAUACCUCAUCGAGACCUUGCCUAGGUCACAGCCCCGCUACUAUUCUAUUUCCUCUUCCAGCGUCGUUUCUCCCAAGGCGCCUAGCAUUACUGUUGCCGUUUCUGAUACCCCAUUGUCCGCCUCUCCUACCACUGCCAUUCCGGGCUUGACAACCAACUACCUGCAAGCCCUAUCACGAUCACUUCAAGAUUCUCAGGCAACUAAGCAGACUGAGGGCCUUAGCUAUGCUCUCUCUGGUCCUUCCAACAGUCUUGAGGGUGGACGACUUUACGCUCACAUCCGCCGCUCCAAGUUCAAGCUUCCCAUGUUGUCUUCUCACCCUCUUAUCAUGGUGGCUGCUGGUACCGGUCUUGCACCAUUCCGCGGCUUCAUUGCGGAGCGUCUACGUCUGCAGUCGAUUGGAAAGGAUGUUGGACAGAUGCUGCUCUUCUUCGGUUGCCACAAGCCCGAUGAGGACUACAUCUACCGAGAGGAGCUGGAACAGAUGGAGAAGGAUCUUGGCGGCAAGUUGAAGAUUGUCACUGCUUUCUCUCGACAGCAAGGAACCAAGAAGACAUAUGUUCAAGACAAAGUUCGAGACCUGAGCAAAGAGGUUUCAGGACUGUUGGAAGAUGGAGCCAGCCUUUACAUGUGCGGUAGGGCGAGCAUGGCCAGAGAAGUUGGCAAGACACUUGGAGAUGUUAUGAAGACGGAUAAGGGAUGGGACGAUGCACAAGUCAAGGAAUGGAGUGAAGGCCUGAAGCGUAACCGCAAGUGGCAAGAGGAUGUCUGGGGCUAG
Molecule: messenger RNA, 2136 nt
Organism: Colletotrichum truncatum
Lineage: Eukaryota; Fungi; Ascomycota; Sordariomycetes; Glomerellales; Glomerellaceae
Product: NADPH-cytochrome p450 reductase
Cellular component (GO): cytosol
Molecular function (GO): NADPH-hemoprotein reductase activity; FMN binding; flavin adenine dinucleotide binding
Source: RefSeq, a predicted model, not a curated record